This is a messenger RNA of Marmota flaviventris (yellow-bellied marmot), 899 nucleotides long. It is a transcript of the gene Pex14, whose product is annotated as peroxisomal biogenesis factor 14. Gene Ontology annotation, biological process: resolution of meiotic recombination intermediates; replication fork processing; protein import into peroxisome matrix, docking. NCBI's taxonomy places the organism in Eukaryota, Metazoa, Chordata, Mammalia, Rodentia, Sciuridae. Gene Ontology annotation, molecular function: signaling receptor binding; chromatin binding; protein heterodimerization activity. Gene Ontology annotation, cellular component: peroxisomal membrane; peroxisomal importomer complex; Fanconi anaemia nuclear complex. The record is from RefSeq and is a predicted model, not a curated record.
GUCGCUGCGGCGGGAAAAAUCUGACCGGACCGUCUGGGCCACUGCCUCUUUCUGCCUUUGAGCGUCUUCCUGAGCUGGUCCGCGUGAUGGAGGAGGAGGCGGAGGCCGAGGAGCAACAGCGAUUCUCUUACCAGCAGAGGCUAAAAGCUGCUGUUCACUACACGGUGGGUUGUCUUUGUGAGGAAGUCACCUCGGACAAAGAGAUGCAGUUCAGCAAACAAACCAUUGCAGCAAUUUCAGAGUUAACUUUUCGACAGUGCGAAAAUUUUGCCAAAGACCUGGAAAUGUUUGCCAGACAUGCAAAAAGAAGCACAAUUAACACUGAGGACGUGAAGCUCUUAGCCAGGAGGAGUAAUUCACUGCUAAAAUACAUCACAGAGAAAAAUGAUGAGAUUGCUCAGUUUAACCUGGAACGGAAGGCAAAGAAGAAAAACAAGUCAGAGGAUGUUAACAAAAGCUCAAGGGAAACAGUAGAAGCUGAAGCAGUGGACAGUGAGGACUGAGCUCCCACCACUGAGGCAGCUCUCUGCAGAUAGAGCCUCUGGGAGUGUCUGUUGCCUCAAAGAGAAUUUUGAAGUGAUAAGUAGAGAUUUAAAAGAAAAAGAGGCUAGGCAGCUUUGUGUGCUGAAUUCUCCAAGCCAUUAACUGCAGAAGCUAGUUUAAAAGACACCCAGAAAGUCCAGCAAAUACUCCUGUGUAUUCCCCAAGCACAACAAGAAGGCAUGUGUAUGAAUGGUAUAUCUUGGGACUUACACACACUAUGGCUAAUAAAAUUGUGUGAGCAAGUAAGCAUGAUAGACUUUUUCAAACAGAAAUCAUAGUUAUUUUUCAUUCUUUUACGUAAUUUUCUUAGCCAAAAGGCAAUCUCUGAAAGAUGAAUAAAGCUGUACUUAUGUAGC